Rubroshorea leprosula is the source of this 1744-nucleotide messenger RNA. NCBI's taxonomy places the organism in Eukaryota, Viridiplantae, Streptophyta, Magnoliopsida, Malvales, Dipterocarpaceae. The record is from the annotation of a GenBank genome assembly.
UUCUUCCCUUUCCGUUUCUGUCUUCAAAAUAAUGGCUGUCAAUUUUAAAAUUCAGGCGCUUUGUGCGAUGAUAUUGAUCAUCAUAAACCGUUCGACGUUAGCCAUCGACAUUUCAAGUCUAACCCUCGAUCUUGGCCUCGGGGAAAAGCUGUCCACCGAUCCGGAGGCCCUUGAAUCAGCCUCUCACGACUAUGGCCACAUUGUUACAAAAACCCCGACAGCAGUUCUCAAACCGGCGUUCACCGACGAUAUCGCCACUCUCAUAGUAUCCGCCUAUAAUCAUUCCACUCCUUUCAGCAUAGCAGCCAAAGGGUGCGGCCAUUCUGUCCGAGGCCAGGCCAUGGUAAACAACGGGGUGGUCAUCAGCAUGACGUCCCUAAAGAACGGAGUCAUAGUAUCCGGCAACUCUUCAUCGGGUUUCGUGGCCGAUGUUGGCAGCGAGCAGCUUUGGAUCGAUGUGUUGGAGGCCACAUUGAAGCAUGGACUUGCACCGGUGUCAUGGACUGAUUACCUGCACAUAACUGUUGGUGGAACGUUGUCUAAUGCCGGAAUCAGUGGUCAAACUUUCAGAUUUGGCCCUCAAAUCAGCAACGUCUAUGAAAUCGACGUUAUCACUGGAAAAGGCCAGUUUUUGACUUGCACGGCAAAGAAUAACUCAGAGCUGUUUCAUGCCGUACUUGGAGGUCUGGGCCAAUUUGGAAUUAUAACCAGAGCAAGAAUUCCUCUUGAACCAGCACCACAAAGGGUUAAGUGGGUAAGAAUGCUUUACAGUGAUUUCUCAGCUUUCACAAGAGAUCAAGAACGUUUGAUCUCCAUCAACGGAAGGAAAGACGAUAAGGCAGUGGAUUAUGUAGAAGGCUCGCUCAUGAUGGGUUCGUCAGAAAAUUGGAGAUCCUCAUUUUUCGAUCCGGCCAAUUACUCGAUAAUAAUCUCUCUUAUUACAACACAUGGCAUCAUCUAUAGUCUUGAAGUAGUCAAGUAUUACAAUGAUCAAACCCGAUUCACGGUCGAUGAGGAAUUGCAAUUGAUGUUGAAAGGUUUAAACUACAUCCCAGGACUUAUGUUCGAAAAAGAUGUUUCCUACAUAAACUUUUUGAACAGAGUCCAGGCAGGAGAAGAGGAGCUCAGGUCUCAGGGACUAUGGGAAGUUCCUCAUCCAUGGCUAAAUCUCUUCAUUCCAAAAUCUCAAAUAGAAAAUUUCAAUGAUGGUGUUUUCAGGAACAUUGUCCUCAAACGAAACAUCACCAGCGGUCUUGUUCUUGUCUAUCCAAUGAACCGAAACAAGUGGGAUGAUAGGAUGUCUGCAGUAAUACCAGAUGAAGAUGUUUUCUACACGGUUGGAUUUUUGCGUGCCAGUGGGUUUGACAAUUGGAAAGUUUUUGAUGAUCAGAACCGUGAGAUAUUGAAGUUCUGUGAGGAAGCUAGGAUUGAGGUCAAGCAGUAUCUUCCUCAUCAUACGACCAAGGAAGAUUGGAUGAAGCACUUUGGUCCCAAAUGGAAGGCUUUUGUAGAGAGAAAAUCUAUGUUUGAUCCAAAGUCGAUACUCUCACCAGGACAAGGAAUUUUCAACAGCAAUUAAUGUUUCAAAAAAAAGUGUUUUACUGUGUAGAUUAUUCCAGAUGGUAAAACAUAGACCCUAAAGCAAACUUUUAAAGUUUAAACAAAAAUUACAAUAAAAGGUUUGCUUUAUAUUGUGUAGGUUAAAAGUUGAAGCUGUGGUACUAAAUAUAAUCAUGAAUGUUUU